GUCCCCAGUCGCAGCCCAACCCCGCCCAACGCUGCGAGACUCGGUCCGGCUGGGCUGUGGAUGGCCUUGCUCUUACAAUAAUAAAGAAAUGGAUUUAGUCAUUUAGAGAAACGAAAAACCAAUAAUGAAAGAGUGGACAAAUAGAUGUAUGGCAGGGGUUUGGUCAGUAAACAAAAAUUAGCACAGGAAUUGUGAUUCCGUGCCCCAAAAACCACAUCUGCUUCACUAAACUACUCUCGAUUUGAUCGUUCAUUUCGCCCUUUUCCUUUUUCUUUCACACAUAACAUAAUAUCUCUCUCUCUCUCCCUAGUUUGCCAGUCUUGGCAGUGUUUCAGUGGCAGUGAAAGAAAAGAGAGCGAGAGUUUUCAUUGGGAAGGUAACGCUUUGCUCCACAAUCCAACCCUCCCUACCUCUCUCCCUUUUCUCUCUCCCCUUUCAUGGCUAGAGAGAAACCCCAUUUCCGAAGGCAAAAGAUAAAAAAACUGACUACAGACUAACACUAACUACAACAAACCACUAUUUAGGAUUUUCUGUAAAAAGGCUGAACAAGUAAGCAUAAAACUCGGGAGCCUCUUUGCAUAGCUUCCCAUUCAAAUAAAGCCAGAUUGCUUAUGCGUGUGUACAACCAAGAGAAAGAGAGAGAAACCACAUAAUCAAAUCUUCAAGGGUUUAUAACCAAAACCAAAGGUCACUACACAAUCACACAAAGAGAGAGACAUGGAAAGUGGUGGUGGUGGUGGUGGUGGCUCAAGUAGCAAUUCUUGCUUCAUGGCCUUUGGAGAUAGCAAUAUCAACGGAUACUGCCCUAUAAUCAUGCCUGAUCCCGGCGCCGGAAACCCCCCUUUUCUCCCUCUCCCUUCCGCCAAUCACCCCAUGAUGGUGGAGGAUCAUCACCACGGCAAGAAUGACAUCACCAGCACGGGGUAUUAUUUCAUGGAGAGCAGCAACGAUAAGGCCAAAAUCAUGGCUCAUCCUCACUACCACCGCCUCCUGUCUGCUUAUGCCAAUUGCCAAAAGAUAGGAGCGCCGGCGGAGGUGGUGGCGAAGCUGGAGGAGGCGUGCGCGUCGGCGGCGGCGAUGAGCCGCCACUGCACGAGCUCCGUCGGGGAGGAUCCGGCGCUGGACCAGUUCAUGGAGGCCUACUGCGAGAUGCUGACCAAAUAUGAGCAAGAGCUCUCCAAACCUUUCAAGGAAGCCAUGCUUUUUCUCUCCAGAAUUGAGUGCCAAUUCAAAGCCCUCGCGCUCUCCCCUUCCGCCUCCGCUGCUUGUACCGAAGCAAUGGAGACUAACGGCUCGUCUGAAGAAGAGGUCGACAUUAAUAACAGUUUCAUAGACCCUCAAGCAGAAGACAGAGAGCUGAAAGGCCAGCUUCUACGGAAAUACAGCGGAUAUCUUGGCAGCCUCAAGCAGGAAUUCAUGAAGAAACGAAAGAAAGGAAAGCUGCCUAAAGAAGCCCGCCAACAACUGCUCGACUGGUGGAGCAGGCAUUACAAGUGGCCAUAUCCAUCGGAAUCUCAGAAGCUGGCUUUGGCUGAAUCGACCGGUCUGGAUCAGAAGCAGAUAAACAACUGGUUCAUCAACCAAAGGAAACGGCACUGGAAGCCGUCUGAGGACAUGCAGUUUGUGGUGAUGGAUGCGGCACACCCUCACUAUUACAUGGACAAUGUUUUAGGCAAUCCUUUCCCGAUGGAUAUAUCGCCUGCGCUCCUCUAAAGAGGUGGCUCGAGACGUUGAUCUGAUUAUUUGUCACCAAUGAAUCCAAGAACUGCUAUUUAGUAUGUGUGUCUAUAUUGUUGUAGCUAACUUUUAACUGCUGAAAGUCUAUAGCUUGUUGCUUUCAGUUCGUAUGCCACUGCUAUAUAUAUUUUCGGUAGUAAUGCUUAGAGAGGACCUGGACUUUGGUUUUACUAAAUGUAUUUUGUUUGAGUAGUUAUUAUUAUUAUUAUUAUUAUUAUUA
Salvia splendens (bonfire salvia) is the source of this 1957-nucleotide messenger RNA. Its product is annotated as homeobox protein knotted-1-like LET6. The transcript has 4 exons. Gene Ontology annotation, cellular component: nucleus. Gene Ontology annotation, molecular function: DNA-binding transcription factor activity, RNA polymerase II-specific; DNA binding. Bases 718 to 1713 code for a protein of 331 amino acids. Gene Ontology annotation, biological process: regulation of DNA-templated transcription. Lineage: Eukaryota; Viridiplantae; Streptophyta; Magnoliopsida; Lamiales; Lamiaceae. The record is from RefSeq and is a predicted model, not a curated record.